GUGACAGUACAGAGGGGUGUGUGUGUUCAAGGCGGGCUUGACUAACACGAAUAUAUAUGUGGAUUGUCUUCCUUUACCGUUUUGUGAUCGCUCUGGAAAAUAUAGAGAAUUGACGUUUAUUAUUUAAUAUUUGAAGGAAAUUUUACUUUCUCUUUUAUUUAUUGCUAAAGGGGAUGUGACUCUUGCUCUGCCUCUACGGAUCUUAUACUUGGAUGUAGACAAUGCGUGACAGUGUCAUGCGUGGAUAAAUGUCAGUGGGCUUGAGAUCGCUUUCUGUUUCAAUUUUACGAAAAUUUGCAACAUUGGAUGUUUUAAACUCGGUUUCCUUUGAGAAGAGGUGAACACAGUUGACAUGGCCAACAUGAAGUCUCGCAGCGAGGAUGAGGAUGAUGAGCGUCAUUCUACAGACCCUGAAAGCAGAGACCCCAAAAAUUCUAAGAAGACCCUCUGCAAAAUUAAAUGGUCCCGAGAAGAGGAUGAAAAGCUCAAGAAACUUGUUGAACAACAUGGAACCGAUGGGUGGAAAUUAAUCGCUGGUUAUUUUCCGACAAGGACAGAUGGCCAAUGUCAGCACCGUUGGCAAAAAGUGCUCAAUCCGGAGCUGGUAAAAGGACCUUGGACAAAAGAGGAAGAUCAGAGGGUGAUUGAGCUGGUUCAUAAGUACGGGCCCAAACGCUGGUCGGUGAUUGCUAAGCACUUACAGGGACGCAUAGGCAAACAAUGCAGAGAGCGCUGGCACAACCACCUCAACCCGGAGGUGAAGAAAUCCUCCUGGACGAAGGAAGAAGAUCGCAUCAUCUAUGAAGCUCAUAAGCGAUUGGGCAACCGCUGGGCAGAGAUCUCAAAACUUCUGCCUGGAAGGACUGACAACUCCAUUAAGAAUCAUUGGAACUCCACCAUGCGCAGGAAGGUGGAACAUGAAGGUUACUUGCAGGAAGUCAGCAAGAGCUACAGCAGUCACACGGGUCAGAAGAAAAAGUCCAAAGCCAGAUCAGUGGAAUAUCCUCAAAAUGAAAUGCUCAUGAGUGGCCAAUCACAGCUGCCCAGAUACCCGUAUGGUUCACAAGGUGGCCAGUGUAUGGAAAACUUUACUGUUGAGGUCUCUAGCUUUUUGUCGCCGUGCAACGACGACCCAGACAAAGAGAAAAGAAUUAAGGAGCUAGAGCUGUUGCUAAUGUCAGCUGAGGGUGAAGUCAGAAGACAGUCGGGCGCUCGUAACCCAGAGAGUUACUCCAGCUGGUCAGACAGUCUGCUGGGAGAUACCACAGAUAGUCUGGAUGAGAGAGGGGUGGAGCUGUGUCGAUUAGAGGAGGAUCAGCCUGCUGCUAUGCCUCUACCCGUCUCUCCUAGCAAGUUCCUGGCUGCUGAGGCCAAUGCUGUGCUCUCAACACUAGAGACCAUACCAGAGUUUGCAGAAACCAUGGAGCUUAUUGACUCGGAUCCCAUGGCCUGGAGUGAUGUGACCGGCUUUGAUCUAUCUGAGGGUGGCCCCUCCCCGAAGCCCACUAACCCCACCCGGGCUUGUCCUAGCCUGGAAAGGAACACAGAGAACCUGGGCUACCCAAUAAAUCCUCCCACUGUCCCAGAGAUGAGCAGGCAGUGUGCUGUUGUGAACCAAGGCAAGUCUGUGGCUCUAUCUAACCUCUGCGUGAACAGGUUCAGCUCUCCACCACCAUCUAUGAUGAGGAAGAAGAGAAGAGAAAGAGGAGAUAGAUCACCUACAGAUGAGAGAAACUGCAGCCCUUACAGAGUCAGCAUUGGCACCUCGCCAAAAAACACCCCGGUAAAGGGUCUGCCGUUCUCACCGUCUCAGUUUUUUAAUGUGUCUGGCGGUGAGCACUUAAGUUUGGACAAUCCUGCACUUACAUCUACCCCAGUAUGUGGACAAAAGUGUCUGCUUGGUACACCCCACCAGAGAGAGACCACUCCAAAACACCAGAAGGAAAAUGCAGGUUUUAGGACCCCAAAGGUUCACAAGAACAUUAUGGUCCACACUCCAAGAACGCCAACUCCUUUUAAAAAUGCCCUGGCAGCCCAGGAGAAGAUGCACGGGCCAUUAAGAAUGGUGCCUCAGCCGCUGGCACAUCUUGAGGAGGACAUCAGAGAGGUUCUUAAAGAGGAAACAGGGUCUGACAUCUUCACACAAGAACAGAACCAGCUUCAGUACAGAACGUAUGAGCAGAUGGAAGCUCCUGCUAGAAAAGUAAGAAAGUCUCUGGCUUUGGACAACUGGGGAAAAGACUGUUUGAACGUACAGCUGUUUCCCCAACAGCAGAUGAACAACAAUGGAACGUCUGACGGUGAUGCUAUGCUGACCAGAGCCAUGCUCAUGAUGCCAUUAACCAAGAGAGAGGAGAUCUCUUGCUCUUCUGGAUCUCUGAAGACUUCACUUCCCGUUCUCUGCUCUCUUAGCCCUCAAGGCAAGAGAGAAACCAUGACCCAGAGGAGCCCAACAUGCCAAAACCCCAUGCCGCAGGCCAACAACCAGUGGGAGGCGGUGGUCUUUGGUAAAACUGAGGAUCAGCUGAUAAUGACCGAGCAGGCCAGACGAUACUUAAACCCCACCACCUGCAUUUCCAGAGCUCUCGUCCUUUGAGCAUCACCCGCUGUACUUUCCUCCAUCACGCCAACUCUUAACCUCCUAGACAAUCUUGAUGUGUAGGGAACCCAAACAGUCACUAUGCUAAAUACCUACUGAUGUAACAAUGUACUGCUUGGGUUAAAAAGACUCACGCGGAGUCAUAGCAAAAAGCAUGCUGGUUGACUUCCUGCUUAUAUAGCACUAGAUUGGCAGAAUGUAGCUUACAGCGUUUUAACAUUGAGAUGAAUCCCAUACGUUUUUAGUUAUAGACAGUGCUGAUUUUAAGGGCUAAACACUUUUUAGGGAUUGUUUUUAAGCUUUUUAUAGAAUUGUAUAGACUGGUGUUAAGCAUAGGGAGCACUAGCAGUGUUGCACUACUGUGGUUGGUUGUUAGGGUGCGGAGCAGCGACGGUGUUGAUGGGUAACUAGAUAGCACUUGCAACGUAAUCGUUUCCGCUCCAAGCGUAACAGGUUCCACCCCGAUGUUUAUUCGUUAUUCUGAGUAGGACACUCACUGAAUGUAUUGUAUAAGUUAAUGUCUACUGGAAGGUACCGCACAAUUUUUAGGGUCUUAUCUGUUUUGAAGUGAAGGUUGUUGAAAUGCAUUUGGAGACGUAACAUCGCUGACUCGAUCCAGGAUCUUCGCUGCUCGUGAAAUUUAGCCGAAAUCAUGCUUGGUACCCAUAUCGAUGCAUUAUAAGUAACCCGUUCCAAGAACAGAUUUGUUCAUUUAAAGCUGUAGGUUCUAUUUAUUAAAUUUUUACUAAUUUAUUUAUUUCAAAGAUAUAAAGAAAAUAUCUAAUUAUAUUUCCGUUCCAUUAAGGAUUUGACUUCCUUCCAUCACAUUUUUUUUCAUAACACUGCUACUAAUUUCUUGCAUCCAUCCUCCAAUUUGGUUGACCAAGCAGCAUUCAGCCUCCAUAUGUUUCAAGUAGGAAAAUUGCACUUUUAAAUGUAUAAUUGUUGGUUCGUCUAUUGUAUCUAUUUUGUUUUAUGCCCUCCCUGUAGUGUUUACAAUUUGCUGUAUGUAGGGAUUUGUUGGUGGCUGAAUGUACUGACACAUAUCAUUAAAACACUGACAUCUGAAGGAAUAUAUGGUGUAAAUGUACAGAGUUUGGCACUCUGGCGAAUGUAUGUAAGGUUUUACUCGCUGCUACUGACAGUUACGGCAGAAAUGGACACGUACACGUCUAUUAAAGGAAGAGUAGUUGCUUUGCUCUCAUAUGUUUUUGUUUUUUAUUUUGUACUCAUGUGAACUAGUUCCAGGUGUUUUGCAUUGAUCCUCUUUAGUCGGGGCAAAUAUAGACUCCAAUGUUAAAGGUUUUGUCAGUAUUAGAGCGAUUCUAACUUAACACAUUGGUCUUAUUAAGUAUGAUGCUUUGUAAAACGUUACUUUAUGCGACUGUAAUCUUUUUAAAACACAAAGACUGACCAUUUGUAUUUAAAACACUACUACAUUGAAGUCUACACAUUGUGCAAAUAAUCUCUGACUGCACCAUAUUUGUAAAAAAAACAAACAAAUCUAAAUUGUAACAUUGUAGAUAACCACCUAAAGAUAUUUUGUUCCUUAUUUUGGUAUGUAUAAUUGUUUGUCAUGUAUUUUCCUGUUUUUACGUUCUAACUGCUUAUAUGUUGGUGGAAGUGAGGAAAUGUAGCAAAUGUACAUGCAUGAAAGCAAACAGCACGUUCACGUAUCAUACAAUAUAUUUUAUGUACUUGACAAUAACCUGCUUUUCUGAUAAUACAACAAAUCCAUCCAAUAGCCUCAUAUGUUCUCAUUCACAUACCUAAAAAUAAAUAAAUAAAUGCUUUUCGAAAGUGAC
This is a messenger RNA of Paramisgurnus dabryanus, 4404 nucleotides long. RefSeq names its product v-myb avian myeloblastosis viral oncogene homolog-like 1 (gene mybl1). Gene Ontology annotation, cellular component: nucleus. Gene Ontology annotation, biological process: regulation of DNA-templated transcription. The record is from RefSeq and is a predicted model, not a curated record. Gene Ontology annotation, molecular function: DNA-binding transcription factor activity, RNA polymerase II-specific; RNA polymerase II cis-regulatory region sequence-specific DNA binding. NCBI's taxonomy places the organism in Eukaryota, Metazoa, Chordata, Actinopteri, Cypriniformes, Cobitidae.